Lentinula edodes (shiitake mushroom) is the source of this 966-nucleotide messenger RNA. RefSeq lists its product as uncharacterized. The transcript is spliced from 5 exons. NCBI's taxonomy places the organism in Eukaryota, Fungi, Basidiomycota, Agaricomycetes, Agaricales, Omphalotaceae. Bases 225 to 929 code for a protein of 234 amino acids. The record is from RefSeq and is a predicted model, not a curated record.
AUACCCUUUUGGUGCCCGAAAUGGAAGGCAGCGGGUUGGCAAGAUCACAGCUAUCACUGCAUAGAAGCAAGUUGAACCUACAAGCACACACCACGGAAGCAUGUCCGUUUCGGUAGGAAAUCGGUUUUGGACAGGGAGCCGGCUGCUCACCCCGCUCUGUCGAAGUCAUUACCGAGCGCUAAAGCAUUUAAGGAACGAAGAUAGCUUUUGCGUCAGAUACUGUAAUGGGCUUGAUACUGGCUUAUGAGAAUAACAUACUUCUCGAGCGGUGGUCCCGAUUGUUAUGCAAUGCACCGAUGGAUAUUGCUCGAACUAUUCUAGAAUUUGCUGCGCAUCUUGACAAAACUACUGCUCGUUCGAUUGCACUUGUAUCAAAGGAUGCCAAUGCCUGGGUCACACCCAUUUUGUAUCAAACUGUCGUACUCCUCACAGAUACUCACAUCAAGCUCGUUGAAUCAGGCCUGUCCUCCCAUCUUGCUUUCGUGCACGACAUCCCGCGCCAUUUUCCUGAGACCCCGGCCGAGGUUUUUCCUAACUUGACACAUUUUGCCUGUCCGUAUUUUGUGGUCAGUGGUCGGAGCUUGAUCCCAGUGCAUGAAACGUCUGCAAUGCUUGCAUCGGAGCUUGCGUACACCUUAGACAAGGUUCUUCGGAUUCCAUCUCUGCGUAUCGCCGUCGUACUGGUCAAAGAUUUUUCUCAGAAUGUCACUGAUUCGCUGGCAACGAUGUCGGACGAUGAGCGGGAAGCCCACAUGCAUGCUCUUUUAAGAGAUGUUCCUCAAAAGGAUGCACCCAAGGUUGUGCUUAUCGCUCGCAAAGGAAGUAUGCUCUAUGACGAUGGGCGAGAACCCGCAGAGGCAUGGGACACUACCAGUGGCAUAUCUUAUUGGGCAGAAGCGGAGGCUGCGCUUGGGUCGAAGAACAAGUAACAUAGGUAGUCCGACAUAUGAUGGUGGUCAAGUAUAG